UACGAACGAUGCAGUGUGGUAGAUUGAGGAAAGCAGUGAGACCAGUGGUUCUGUCUCUAUACAGACAGCCACACCCACUGCCUCUCUCCUCAAGCUGUCUCUACCGACAUGCCAGUAGUUCUACCAAGAGAGCUCACUGGAGCCGGUUCAACAGAGGUGCCAUACUUGGCUCGCUGGGCAGUGUGGCAGGCCUAGCCACUGCCUUUCACUGCUACACCACCAGCACAGUGUAUUGCAGUCACUCCGCCCCCACCUCUUCCCUCCCUCGCCUGACUCUCUAUGAGUAUCCAUCUUGUCCGUUCUGCGGGAAAGUGAGGGCAUUCUGCGACUACAACAACCUCGACUACACGGCAGUCAGCGUCAACCCAGUCUCCAGGAAAGAGAUCCAAUUCUCCAAGAGCAAGAAACUGCCUCUCAUUGUGGUAGACGGUGAAAAGAUCCAGGACUCUAGUCUGGUGGUGAGUGUCCUCCAGACUAGCAUGGAGCGUGGACUCAGUGUGGCAGAGUGCCUCAAGUUCUAUCCUCCGGUGAACGUCACGACAACGGAGGGCGAGAACACCACGGAACGCGGCAACAAGUACUUCAUCAUGUACGGGGAGGAGUCCCAGUCCAGGGGUUUGGGACAACUCAGUUUCUUGUUGGUCAGCAGAGAGGAGAGGGAGUGGAGACAGUGGGUGGACGAUGAGCUGGUCCACACUCUCCCGCCAAACAUCUACCGCAGUCUCUCUGAGGCCAGGCAGACCAUGACGGCCGUCUCUGGCAAGUCCUCCAUGACCAUCUUCCAGAGGUUCGUCGCAAGAAACAUCGGCCCCGUGGCUCUCUACUACAUCGGGAAGAGGAACAUCAAAAAGUACAACCUGAAACCAGAUGCGCGGGAGUCCCUUUAUGAUUGCUGCAAUCAGUGGGUGGAGGCCAUUGGGUGUGACCGACAGUUCAUGGGCGGAGCCACGCCCAACCUUGCCGACCUGGCUGUAUACGGUACGCUGAGUGCCACCGAGGGUCUCGCGACUUUCACAGACAUCCAGACACACACCAAGAUUGGUCCGUGGUACUCCGCCAUGAGAGAAAUCGUCGACACUCCACCCCCCAUGACUUAAUAACUACGUAGUUGCACUUCAAGAUUGAAAAAAUUUUAUUUAAUUGAGAUGGAAAUGAUUGUCAAUCAAUAAUAAGCAGUUAGACUGGAAAUGAAUGGAAAAUGUACAGGAAAUGAAUAGAGAAUGGUAUUUAGAUGUGAGUAGGUCACUCCAUUUGGCUGGCCAGAAUGUCAGCGAUAUCAAGAAGAAGCUCUCGCUUCAAGUUUCUGAAGUAAGGCAUCUUGACGAUUGAGGGGAAAACCCCUGCAAUUAACUGGAGGCAGUGUUUCUUCAUGACCUCCAUGUUGAUGUUGUCAGCAGCCUCCAGCAUCGGCAGAACGUUUUCCUUGUGAAUAUCUUUCUCCAGUCUGGCCUUGGAGUGACAGUGGAGCUGAAGAUUGCGAAAUCCAAAGAAAUUGGGGGCCGAGAAGAUGUAGAGGCAGUCUUCGGACGGCAUGUGUACGUCACCGUAGUACACAAACUUGAGGAGCGAGUUGAAGGCUUGGAGAGUGGGGGGAGUCUUUCCGAACGUGAUGUCGACUCUGCGACUCUCUGGCAUGAAGGAGCGGAAGAAGGCCUCGAAGUAAGAGCAGCGAGCGGCGAGAAUAGGGAUGUGGGCAGGCACGGAGUGCUGGUCAACCUGCAGGACAACAUCAGUGAACGGGCGUCCGAUGUCGCUCAGUAGGAAGGCCUCGAGAUCGUCUUGCAGCGAGGAUGGGACUCUGUCUUCCAGCUCCGAGUGGAGAUCGGGCGAGGUCGGGCGCGAGCGGAACUGCUGCCGACGAAUUAUCUGAACCAUGACGGAGCGAUCGAGUUUCUCGAACGAAGAGCUCAUGAUAACCUUACGGUAGUUCGAGUCUCGCACUAUGAACCGCAUGCAGAAUUCCCUCAUUCGAGCCAGCUUCAGCUCGGACGCACUGCACAGGACCAGCAGCACGUUCUCGAGAUUGAUGGAGGCCUCGAUGUACUGCAUGCUGAGGAGCUCCAGUCUCUUGGUCUGGAAGAGAAGCGCCAACUUGUACACCUCCAUCAUCAGUAGCAUCUGCUGAGCCGUCAUCCCGUCUCCCGAGUUGUUCUCCAGGUGAGGGUGGAUGCAGUCUGUGUACAUGGAGAAGAGAGCCAUGUUGAACGCCUCGGCGCUCACCUCCGGCAGGGGAACCUCUAGCGGGUGGGUGUUCUGUGUGAACUGGGGGUGAUCCCGAGGUGGCGUAGAGGUCUGCUGCUGUCGGUAGAUCUCAAUGAUCUUGUGCCGGAGGUAGGGCGAGCGAGAGGCGACAACCGCCGCGUGGGCCUUUAUGAUGACAGUCGGCGAGCUGAGGAGGAAGUGGACGUCACAAAACUGCUCCGUUCUGAGGAGACGGGCAAAGUCUUCGACGAGCGUGCACUUUGGGAAUUGGGAGAAAGAGAAGCAGAAUAGAUCCCCGCUGCGACUGGAGACUGAGUCGAUCGUCCCUCCGAACACAUAGAGACAGUUGCCCCAGACUGCGGCAGAGUGGAAGACUCUCCCACAGGGGGUCUCGCUCCCCUCGGCCGGCUGGAUUACACUCCACAUCCGAGAGUUUACGUCGAAGCAGUGUACCUCGUUGUCGAGGAUACCAUCCGCCGCGCCACCAAAGACAUAG
Molecule: messenger RNA, 2698 nt
Organism: Geodia barretti
Lineage: Eukaryota; Metazoa; Porifera; Demospongiae; Tetractinellida; Geodiidae
Source: the annotation of a GenBank genome assembly